Messenger RNA from Protopolystoma xenopodis, 615 nucleotides. The record is from the annotation of a GenBank genome assembly. Lineage: Eukaryota; Metazoa; Platyhelminthes; Monogenea; Polystomatidea; Polystomatidae.
AUGCCGCGGCCAGACCGAGCGUUUGUCGAGCUGACAAUUGCGGUGUGUUCUUUCAUCCGAAAAGAGUCGAAAAUUGGUCGUACCAGACGCCCUCGAACAGACGAGAGCACAUGCGACCGGCUGCACGUAUGGGACGGACCCAGGCUCAUCUCACUGCCCCCGGCGGGCAAGGGGGAAAAACCAUACGCCCGAUUGCGUAAUCCAACACAAACGUUGCCAGAAUGCCGUCGUCCAAUCGUAUCCGGACCAUGGCAACUCAAAUUAUUAUGCAGGGAUUUGGCCUGCGCAUGGACAUCCGUCACCCCCGAUGGAGCUCAAAGAAAGAGAAAAACACUCGGUCAGGACGCAAAAGAAACUUCAACACGACUUGAAACUUGUGGGUUGAGGUCAACUGCCAAACACUCGUGGCUUCAACAUCAUCGCGACUUUCUGUCGACCCUUUCCCCCUCCCCCAUAAACAGACUCAACAUGCGGGACUUUGUCGCCUACACCUACAAAGUUAAUCUGGGGGCGCAGGGCUCUCCUCGAAAUCUGGUACCUUGUGCAAAUCCAGCCAACAUUUCGAUGACAGUCGGUAAAAUAAGAAGCACAUGGACAUCAUGUUUGAGGUUUUAG